AACCAAAACCGAAAAAAAGUAACUCCAUAGUUAAGUGGUCAAAUAAAAUGUACGCCGUAGCGCAGUGCCCUGCUCACCCUUCCCCUGUCCACAUACACAAUAGUACAAUAGUAGUAGUUGUCUCUCUCCUCUCCUAGUAGACAGGCAAAGAGGGGCCAAGUCCUUAAAAAGCAAGUUGCGCAAAGUUACGACAUCACAAGAAAUAUAUACACCCCGACUCUCCGCAGUAAGCCAAAGCUCAGCAAUUGUAAUUUGUAAGAGAGAGACUGCUACCGCCAUUCAAAUUCCUCUUCCUUUUUUCUCUCUCCUCUUUUUUUAAUUUUCCCUCCGUGAAUGUCAAAGGUCGCUUCACUCUAACCCUAAUUCUUCGAUUUUCAUCAAUGGCGUCAAUGGCUCUUCGCUGUUUGUCAUCUUCUUCUUCGUCUUCUUCUACUUCCUUUUGCCCUACUUUUGCCCCUCCUCCUCUCUCGCCGCCUUGCCGCAUCUCUCUUCCUUUUUCCGUUAAAUGUAAUGGUUCGGAGCCGUUGGAGACGGUUAAUGGACGACCAUCUGUCCCAAUCCUCGACGAGCAAUCUCUGCCAAAGUUCCUGCACUCGAGACGUUUAGAGAAUUCUGUAAAUAGGAGUAAUACAAGGCUGAAACUGUUUUCAGGGUUGGCAAAUCCUGCUCUGGCUAAGGAAGUUGCUUGGUACAUGGGUCUGGAGCUGGGAAAAGUUAAGAUAAAACGCUUUGCAGAUGGCGAGAUUUAUGUGCAGCUGGAAGAGAGUGUCAGAGGGUGUGAUGUAUUUAUCAUUCAACCCACAAGCCCUCCGGCAAAUGAAAAUCUAAUGGAGCUUUUAGUUAUGAUAGAUGCUUGUCGUAGAGCAUCAGCUAAAAAUAUCACUGCUGUGAUUCCAUAUUUUGGAUAUGCUAGAGCAGAUAGGAAGACUCAGGGCCGUGAAUCCAUUGCUGCCAAACUAGUUGCAAAUCUCAUUACAAAGGCAGGUGCUGACAGGGUGCUGGCAUGUGAUCUCCAUUCUGGGCAAUCAAUGGGAUACUUUGAUAUUCCUGUAGAUCAUGUAUACUGUCAGCCUGUGAUACUUGAUUAUCUAGCAAGCAAGGGUAUUGCUUCAAGUGACUUGGUUGUAGUUUCCCCUGAUGUUGGAGGAGUUGCAAGGGCCCGUGCUUUUGCCAAAAAGCUGUCUGAUGCACCUUUAGCCAUUGUGGAUAAAAGACGGCAUGCUCACAAUGUAGCUGAGGUGAUGAAUCUUAUUGGUGAUGUGAAAGGAAAAGUCGCUGUUAUGUUGGAUGACAUGAUAGACACUGCUGGUACUAUUACAAAAGGUGCAGAAUUGCUGCAUGAAGAGGGGGCUAGAGAAGUCUAUGCAUGUUGCACUCAUGCUGUUUUUAGUCCACCAGCAAUUGAGAGAUUGUCCAGUGGUUGUUUCCAGGAAGUGAUCAUUACAAACACAGUUCCAGUGGCAGAACAUAACUUCUUCCAACAGCUGACUGUUCUUUCGACAGCAAACCUUUUGGGGGAAACAAUUUGGAGGGUUCAUGACGACUGCUCCGUUAGUAGUAUAUUUCAGUGAAAUUAGUCAGUCCACCAACAUAGUAGCGUAUCCUAUAGAGCCAAAUCUUUUGCAGGUGCCUUCUGUUUCUUUGGUGUCCUCGUUAGUUUCUUGCCUUCAUAAACAUACAGGGUUAAUGUAAGCUAGUUAUUAUCCGAUGUAGUACAAAGAGUAGCAUAAAUAUUGUCGGAUCAAGUUCCCCUUUGGGUGGUAACAGGCAUUCCUAAUAAUUAGGAUUGCAUUUGUAUAUUUUAGUGUCGCUUACAGUUAAAUUCUAGAUUUGAGUUCAAGCCGAAGGUUUAUUUUUGGUUGCAUUUUGAAUAAUUUGUGAUGCUGAGAUCAAUUUUAUCUAUUUUCGAAAAUAGAGCUAAAUAAAACUUGCUUGAUAAUUACUCGGCA
Molecule: messenger RNA, 1949 nt
Organism: Chenopodium quinoa (quinoa)
Lineage: Eukaryota; Viridiplantae; Streptophyta; Magnoliopsida; Caryophyllales; Amaranthaceae
Product: ribose-phosphate pyrophosphokinase 2, chloroplastic-like
Exons: 8
Coding region: 381-1571 (396 amino acids)
Biological process (GO): purine nucleotide biosynthetic process; ribonucleoside monophosphate biosynthetic process; 5-phosphoribose 1-diphosphate biosynthetic process
Cellular component (GO): cytoplasm; ribose phosphate diphosphokinase complex
Molecular function (GO): ribose phosphate diphosphokinase activity; magnesium ion binding
Source: RefSeq, a predicted model, not a curated record